Geodia barretti is the source of this 969-nucleotide messenger RNA. Lineage: Eukaryota; Metazoa; Porifera; Demospongiae; Tetractinellida; Geodiidae. The record is from the annotation of a GenBank genome assembly.
CUUUCAAUGCAACAAAGUAUUGUAAUUUUACAAGACACAGCUAGUGGAUUAAACUACCUUCACAGUCUGGACCCUCAGUUCAUUCACGGACACCUUACAGCAGAGAAUAUCCUACUAGAUGCUAGGUUGAGAGCUAAGAUUGGAGUCUUUGCUAUUGAGUCCAACUUACAUCACCUAAAUCCAGAGUGCAUGCCCCUCGAAGCUGAGGAAGAUAGUGAUUCAAGUCUGAAUAUUUUCUCGUUUGGGCAUUUAGCUCUUGUCACUAUACUUAAAGAAAAAGUAGGACUACUUCCUUCACACUCUGUGAAUGAAGCUGGCAAGCGCAGUAGGCAACAGGAGGUUGACAGACAAGCUAGAUUCAUGCAAAAAGCCAGAAAGUUGAUAGCAAAGGAAAAUGGUGAAAUAAUGGUUACCAUCCAACAGUGCCACCGAAAUAACCCAGCAGAGAGACCUAACAUAAUGCAUGUUCUGGAAACACUGCAUAGAGCAAAUAAAGAUGCCGUUACUUCUAAACCAAUAGAUACUUAUGAGGACAUGAGCACUGAACAAGCUGAAUCUGUUGUUAAAGAAAUGUUACAGAAGGAAGGAAAAUUUAAGCAAAAAAAUUUGGUGGUGGUCCUGACAGGUUUAAUGGAGGCUGGUAAAACAACACUUCUGCAUCAAUUGUUUGGUAAGGACCUCAACAGAUACAACAGCACAGGUAUAGCUGAAAGGUCUUUGCGAGGUCUAACACAAUACCUGUGUAGUGCAGAUAAAGAGUUACGACUUGUUGAGAAUCCUAAAGACAUGUUUGACCUCGUAGCUAGGGUCAAAAUGGUGCCUUCUGUAAAAAGUAUUGAUUCUGAAGUUUCAAACACAACUGAAGAUGAAAAACACAAUGCAAAAGCAAGAACAACAGUAAACCAAAUAACAGAUAGCAAAGAAAGGGACACUACUAUAGUUACAUGUAGUACAGCCAAAGUUACUGAA